Messenger RNA from Lactuca sativa (garden lettuce), 2502 nucleotides. RefSeq names its product protein CLAVATA3 INSENSITIVE RECEPTOR KINASE 6. Gene Ontology annotation, molecular function: protein kinase activity; ATP binding. The record is from RefSeq and is a predicted model, not a curated record. NCBI's taxonomy places the organism in Eukaryota, Viridiplantae, Streptophyta, Magnoliopsida, Asterales, Asteraceae. Gene Ontology annotation, biological process: protein phosphorylation.
UGUGUGACUUCCCAUGUGACUUUUGUCAGUUUCUCGGCUAAACAUUUCAAAUUCUCUCUCAAAAACCACACUCAUUCCCUUCUUCCCUUCAUUUCCAAAGUUCAAACCCAAAAACAACAAAUCUUUCCCCCAAAAAAACACCAUGAAAACCUUCUCUCUCCUUCCAUCCAUCUCUACCAUUCUUCUUGUUCUUCUUUUCGCUCACACGUUACAAACCCUAGCUAAAAAUGAAGAAAAACCCACUUCAGAACUCUCAAUCCUCAUCAAAAUCAAGUCGAUUUUAGACCCAAAUGGCGAAACCCUAACUUCUUGGUCCCCAGAUGCAGCUUCUUACUGUGAUGGAACAUUUGAGGGUGUUGCUUGUGACGAAUUAGGUCAAGUGAUGAAUAUUUCUCUUCAGGGUAAAGGGCUUUUUGGUCAAAUACCUCCUGAAAUUGGUCAGCUUAAAAGCUUGUCUGGGUUGUACCUGCAUUUUAAUGGUUUGAACGGUGAAAUCCCUAAAGAGAUUGCUGAGUUGACUCAGCUUACCGAUUUGUAUCUGAAUGUUAAUAAUCUUUCUGGAGAAAUUCCUCCUGAGUUUGAGAAAAUGGAGAAUCUUCGAGUUUUGCAAUUAUGCUACAACCAAUUGAGUGGAAGCUUGCCUACACAACUUGGCUCUUUGAAAAAACUCAAUGUUCUUGCUGUUCAAUACAACCAACUCACGGGUGCAAUUCCUGCUGCACUUGGAAAUUUGGGGACUUUAGAGAGAUUGGAUUUAAGUUUCAAUCGCCUUUUUGGCUCAAUUCCAAUGAAACUAGCCGAUGCCCCCUUGUUGAUGGUGUUAGAUGUACGAAAUAAUACACUUUCGGGCAAUGUCCCUUUAGUUUUGAAGAAACUUGACCAAGGGUUUCAAUACUCAAACAACACCGAGUUAUGUGGAUCCGGUUUUCCCGAUCUAAAACUUUGCAACUCUUCUUAUGGUCCCGAAAACCCAAACAAACCCGAACCAUUUGGACCACAAUCAAAAGGAGUCGAACCAAAAGCCAUCCCACAAUCUGCAAACAUAACCACAUCUCGGUCAAAGUCAACAAACUCCGGUCUAGCGGCCUUACUCGGAGCCAUUCUCUCCACCAUGCUAUUGAUCGCCGGAAUAUUCUCUUUCAUUUGGUAUCGCCGGAGAAAACAAAGAAUUGGAACCGCUUUUGAAACCUCCGAUAGCCGGAUAAGCACCGAUCAUUAUCAGAUCAAAGAAUCCGGCAACCGGAAAAGUGGGUCCCCACUUAUAAGCCUCGAGUACUCAACAGGGUGGGACCCGAUGUCAAAAAGUCAAACCGGAAGUGGGGUUUUGUCGGAAGUUCUUGAAAGUUAUGUUUUCAAUGUGGAUGAUGUGGAAUCCGCGACUCGGUUUUUUUCGGAUUCGAAUUUGUUAGGGAAGAGUAGUUUUUCGGCUACUUAUAGAGGGAUUUUGAGGGAUGGAUCGGUUGUUGCUAUUAAAAGGAUAGCGAAAACGAGUUGUAAAAACGAUGAAUCGGAGUUUUUGAAGGGAUUAAGGAUUUUAACCUCGUUGAAACAUGAGAAUCUUUUGAGGUUACGAGGUUUUUGUUGUUCGAAAGGAAGGGGUGAAUGUUUUUUGAUUUAUGAUUAUGUGGCUAAGGGGAAUUUGUUGAGGUAUCUUGAUGUGAAGGGCAAUUCGGGAAAUGGAAAUGUUCUUGAUUGGUCAACUCGGUUCUCGAUAAUUAAAGGCAUUGCUAAAGGUAUCGAGUAUCUACACGCGAUCAAAGGAAAAAAACCGGCUCUUGUUCACCAAAACAUAUCCGCCGAAAAAAUCCUCAUCGAUCAACACCACGCGCCACUCCUCGCUGGAUCCGGCCUCCAUAAACUACUUGCGGACGAUAUCGUCUUUUCAACUCUCAAAGCAAGUGCAGCCAUGGGAUACCUAGCUCCCGAAUACACAACAACUGGAAAAUUCACUGAAAAAAGCGACGUCUACGCCUUCGGUAUCCUAAUUUUUCAAAUCAUAUCGGGAAAAAGUAAAAUCGGUUCAUUGAUUAGGCAAGGGGCAGAAUUGGAAAAGUUGGAAGAUUUCAUGGAUGUGAAUCUUGAUGGGAAGUUUCCGGAAGUUGAGGCGGUUUUGGUUGGGAAAAUUGCGUUGAUUUGUACUCAUGAGUGUCCAGAAUCGAGGCCGGUGAUUGGGGCUGUGGUGCAAGAAUUAAGUAAAAUGUCGGUUCUACCCCUUGAUUUGUAAAUCGAUAUUAGGUUCGAGUUUCUCACUCGAAUUAGUUAAGUAGUUGUUUUAGUGUAUGUUCUGGAUUACGCAAUCUGGGUUUGUUUAGGAUUUGUAGGUUUAAUUGUGGUUUGACUUUGACUGAAAUUUGAUGUUUUCAUUUUUAGAGAUGAAAUUCUCAAACCCAUAUUAGUGACAAGUCUUUAUAAUGACCUUGUUUAGAGUUGGAACUUUGUUUCUAAUAUGUUUAUGUUGUGUGAUAUCAAGAUUAAUAAAGUAAAGAGUACGAAUUGCUAAAA